CUCACUCGAUUCUCGAGCGCGCGGUCGCCAUGCGAGUUAAAACGAUCUUGAAACGAAAACGAACAUAAUUCAAAAUAAAAAAUUCUAUUUCAUUUUUGAAAAUUCGAAAUCGAUGUUUUUUAUCGAUUUUUGAAAUAUUCCUCUACAUGGUUUUAAGGAUGUGAUUACAUAUUUUUUUUUAAUAUUUUCGAUCUGUAUCUCAAAGGAAUGUGGUUUUAGUGUCAAUGUACAUAAGAACGUGUGUUGUGUGUGUGUGCUUGUGAGUUUUGUGUUUAAAAAUAAGUUCUAAAAGACUGAAAAAUGUGGAGCAUACUCAUGGUAGCCGCGCUGUUCGCGACCGCGCGUUCCAAGCAGAUACCCUCCAACACCGAAAUAGCUACAACCACUGUAGCGACAGCUACAGAGCCAGUCUCAGAAUGGCCAGCAGCCCUAGCGCCACUCGACACCCUGGCGGUGGCGUGCGAGAAGGACAACAUGCAUGUAACCAUCUCCCUCGCACGCGUCCAAUCGCAUCCGAAUAGUGUAUACGACACAUUCAACGGAAUAGUGUAUCCAGCGGGCCUGGGCAGCAACUCUACGUGUCUCAGGGAGUACGUGUCGGCAAGGGGAGACUUGCAGUACACCUUACCACUAAAAGGGUGCAAUACUAUGUCCAAUGAUAAUGAGGAUGGUACCGUGGAAUAUUACAAUAACAUAAUAGUGCAGCCUCACUUGCGCCUUGUGACGGGGCAAGGACGAGGAUACCACGUGCGCUGUCGCUACCGUCGACGUGACCUAAAUCUCUACCAUCUACAUCGACCUCACGCUGAUCGAUUGACCUCUAGGGACAAUUAUAAUAAUGACGAAUACGACGAAGAUUCAGGAUUGUUGCCAUCAGUCACAAUGAAGAUAUACAAGGGUGACCCGGAAGAUAAACAGGUGGCGUCAAAUGUGAAAAUUGGUGACAUUCUGACCCUGGUGGUUUCGUUGGAGAAACAGCGGCAGUAUGGUCUUCUUGUCUCGGAGUGUUCCGUACGGGAUGGUUUGGGUUGGGCUGAACAGAGUCUUAUUGCUGAUGACGGAUGUCCACUGGACGGUGAAAUAAUGGGUCUAUUCCAAUAUUCUCGUGAGAAGCAAGAGGCGCGUGUCUCGUUCCCCGCACACAAGUUCCCCUACACCGCCAGCGUGUACUACACUUGUGAAGUUAAGCUCUGCGAUUUGAAUCAUCCAACUGAUUGCGAGCCAUGUUCCCACAAAAAGAACCGAGUGCGUCGUCAAUCGGACGAAGGAUCGCCAGCUACCGUUGAGGUGUUCUCUGGACUCUACGUCAACGAAGCUGAUUCGCCUGAAAACGAUGAUGUUACUAGCGAAAAGAAGGAAGACGAAAUAUGCAUUUCGCAGAAAAACUUCGCAAUUGGUAUAUGUGUUGCUGGCGUCAUUUUGAUGAUCUGCGUCAUUGCGGCCAUCGCCUUCAUCCUCGCGAGGAGACGAAACCCUAAGACGUAUUCAAGAACUGGCAGCUCCCUAUAUAGUGGACCAUACACUAAUACUGGGUACUCACAUACGAGUUAAUACUGCCUAUAAUAUACCUUACCCUGUGUGACAAGGAAGCAUAUAUAUAUUUAGUAUACAAUUAGAAAGAGACAAAUUAUACGGUAAAGGUUACGUCAUUGUAAUUUAGAAAUCUUUUUCUAAAAUAUUACAACGAAUUAUGACAGAUGUGUUAGUGUGUUCGGAUUUGUGUGUGUAAUACAAUUAUUAUGGUAAUAUCAUAAUAUUUUUAACAUAAGCUCCAGUCAUAACACAUUAUUAGUAAACUUAUAUCGAUUUAUUUUAUCUGUAGUUAUCAUAUUUAAAUAUAGAAUGUUGUGUUCAGAAACCGCAACGAUUCAGUCAAAUUUAGUUAAGUAUUACCAGUGAAAUAAUUUUAAGUAUUAAUAUCACGAAUAACCGAAAUGGUUAGUACUUAUUGUGAUCAUUUGUCCAUUAUAUCCGUCCAUAAAUAUAAUUUAAGUUUCGGAAAUGGUUGCCUUCCAUUACGUAAUAAUAUAUAGGAAGAAAUAAUAUAUAGGAAGAAAUAAUCUAGAAAAUCUUGAAGCCUUUGUCAAUAUUAUAAUGUGAUUUUAUUUAAAUUUAGUUUAUUUCACACUCGUGUGAACUAUUGAUAUGUAAAAACAAUAAUUGUUACUAAAAAUAAUAACGUCCUUUUAAAUUACUUGAUAGUUUGCACGGGCCCUUAAUUUCUAUUACAUACGGUGGCGGGAACUAUAUCUAUCUUCGGUUAGAGGUCACACUUUGUAAAAUGAAAUGGCUACAAAAAGUAAUAUACAGUCUGUGAUAUAUUUUUGACGUAAACUAAUAAAAAAGUUUUUGCUCGAUUGGAAUCUGUAGCCAUUUUAUUUAAUAUAUAAUCCUUAUCGAAUUAUUUUUCAUAUAGUUGCCAUAUUUAAUUAUAAAUUUCUUAGUAGCCAGUUAUCCGUCCAAGUAUAGGUGCUAUUUUAUAAUUUUUAGCUUUUUAAAAAUGCUUUUCGCUUCCUAUAAUGAUGUAACAACGAAUUUUGAUACGUGUUUCAUAAUUACUCCAUUGAUUUUUUUUUUUUUAGUUAUGACUAAAUUACUUUUUUUUGUUACAAUGGAGUUCUGGAACCAUAUCGAAGCGUAAACCUUCUCGGUUUCGGUAGAUUGUGUACGAAUUUUUAACAAAUAUACUGACAUAAAAUUAAA
Molecule: messenger RNA, 2703 nt
Organism: Melitaea cinxia (Glanville fritillary)
Lineage: Eukaryota; Metazoa; Arthropoda; Insecta; Lepidoptera; Nymphalidae
Gene: pio
Exons: 10
Coding region: 301-1551 (416 amino acids)
Source: RefSeq, a predicted model, not a curated record